This is a messenger RNA of Penicillium verhagenii, 222 nucleotides long. RefSeq lists its product as uncharacterized. The coding region runs from base 1 to 222 and encodes 73 amino acids. Lineage: Eukaryota; Fungi; Ascomycota; Eurotiomycetes; Eurotiales; Aspergillaceae. The transcript has a single exon. The record is from RefSeq and is a predicted model, not a curated record.
AUGUCUGUGCACGACAAGCUUAACAGCAAGUUUCCAGACACGGUUUUUAGCCCUCUUUGUCACCCAGAUGAGCACCCAGCAUUCAACUACAAGGGGUUUCAUCCUGGGAACGUUCAACAACUUCCUAUACAUGCCGUGAACCAAUUCCCGCUGGAACGAUUGUUCCGCUACUCAUCCCUAUCUGGCCUGUGGGAAUUGUAUUUGAAGCCGGAGAGGGUAUAA